CAACAUCCAGCAAGACUUUAUUCAGAAUCAGCAUGUGUCAGACUUGUCUGUUUGUUGGAAGUUGGCAGGAAGCUGUUGCAUUUAGAGGAUAUGUGGUGUUUAGAUAAACAGAAAAAAGUAUUUGUUUCAUUCUGUUUAUAGAGAUAAGGGAACAUAAAUACGUCUUCCUAGCUUACAUAAACAAUUACGUUGAACACCCACUUACCAUUUCAAGUUUAUGUCAAGUACAGGCAUAGAUACCAUAGCUGAACAAAGCUAUCAAACUUUUGUUAGACUUCUUCACAAGAAAAAAGUCCCUAGAGUUGGUCAAGACGCUAAUGCAAACACCAAAAUAACCUUAAGACUUAGUCAAUGCACAAAAAGGGGAAGUGGUGAAUGUCUUCUUUCCGAUCCACAGUAUACUGAAAAGCAGAUGUGUUCUUGUAGUGAAGAAUCAGUUUUUAAUGUAAUUUUUUUUCUUUAAUCCUCUUUUGUAUCAAUCAGAAUCCCCAUGGAUUAUUUGCGCAAAUACCUCUGGUUAUGGGUGAUAAUUGCAGUUAUUUUUGCAUGUGGGAUGAUCAGCAUCAUCUUCAUCAUCAUCAACAAAUGCAUAUCAAGACAAGGAAAACACAGAAUCUCACAGCUUCAAAGAAGAUCUUCUGACUUCACUGUCGAGAGCAACAAAUACCAGGAGAGAAGCUUUAAAAUCGACACCCCACCUUUACCUCCUCGGACACAGUUUCUUACAGCAGAGGCCCAAAGCUAUGAGAACCUGGCUGAGGUACCUGAGUGCCAGAACAUGCCUGACUAUGAGCAGGACAAGCACGACUACGAGCAGGCCAUGCCCGACUAUGUGCAGGCCACGCCCGACUACGAGCAGGACAAGCACGACUACGAGCAGGCCAUGCCCGACUACGAGCAGGACAAGCACGACUACGAGCAGGCCAUGCCUGACUACGAGCAGGCCAUGCCCGACUACGAGCAGGCCAUUGCUGAUCAGUCUGACUAUGUAAAGGUGGAGGAUGAGGAUGAGGAGGUGAUUCUUCCUCCUCCGUACAAGGACCCAGAUCCAGCAGAAGACAACACCUCCACAGAGGACUACGAUGACAUCGUAGGUGAAGACCAGGGCGAAGAGGAUUAUGACGAUGUGGGUUAAGACGACAAGAGAACACGACAGAGAUUAUUCUAAAAAAGACACUUUUGACUUUUCUUAUCUGGAUCCUGCUGAGCAGAGAGAUCAGAACAAAGUUACUUUGACCGGUUGUAUUUUUUCAUAUUAGUCAUGACAAAGAAAAUAAGUAUUUUAUGUGUAUUUGAAAGCACAAAGAACAGCACUGAAGUGGUAUUCAGACGACAGGGGCAGAAAGGUUUGAGUCAAGUAACCUUUAGCUAAUUAUUUCAACUUUAACCAACAUUGUUUACAGGCUACAAACUGUCCAUUUAAAGUUAUUUAAGUGGUCGUACUCGACAACUAACGAGCAGUUAUUUGACAUUUCUUGCAUAGUUUCAGUAUUUGUUAAUUACUGACAACAUACAUAUGUUUCUGGUUUAAAAACGAAUAUUUUAAUCUGGAUAUUUAAAAACAAAAAAGGAUUUUUUUGUGAA
Messenger RNA from Sander lucioperca (pikeperch), 1584 nucleotides. RefSeq lists its product as uncharacterized. Gene Ontology annotation, cellular component: immunological synapse; tetraspanin-enriched microdomain; membrane. The transcript is spliced from 4 exons. The record is from RefSeq and is a predicted model, not a curated record. Bases 491 to 1135 code for a protein of 214 amino acids. NCBI's taxonomy places the organism in Eukaryota, Metazoa, Chordata, Actinopteri, Perciformes, Percidae.